This is a messenger RNA of Schizophyllum commune H4-8, 625 nucleotides long. Its product is annotated as Non-heme 11 kDa protein of cytochrome bc1 complex. Lineage: Eukaryota; Fungi; Basidiomycota; Agaricomycetes; Agaricales; Schizophyllaceae. Bases 77 to 412 code for a protein of 111 amino acids. Gene Ontology annotation, biological process: mitochondrial electron transport, ubiquinol to cytochrome c. The record is from RefSeq and is a predicted model, not a curated record. The transcript is spliced from 7 exons.
CGAAGUCCCGUCGCCAACCGCAAGCGAGCCAUUGCUAAACUCUGACCGGCACCAGCGUGCGCUCACACCGCCAGCCAUGAGCAUCACCGACUUCUUCUCGUCUUUACUGCCCACCGUGCACGCCGACGCGGACCCCGAGCCCGCUGAGGAGGAGCCCAAAGAGGAAGAGGCCCAGGAGGAGCCCGCUGAGGAGGAGGAAGAGGAGGAGGAGCCUGAGGAUUCUCACCCGGUCAUCCGUGAGGAGUGCAAGGAGCAGAAGUGUGCGGCGCUGGCGAAGCACUUUGAGCACUGCCAGGAGAAAGUGCAGGCAGGCGAGGGCUUCCACGGCGAGGACUGCGUUGAGGAACUCUUCCACAUGAUGCACUGCAUAGACGACUGCGCAGCGCCCAAGCUCUUCUCCCAGCUCAAGUAAAUGCUACACUAACGUGGCAUCUGCGCGCUGCUUUACCCUGUCGCCAAAAGCAUAGACUAGUUUUGCAAUGGGAUCACAUUCUUCACUGGACAUAUCCCUUUCGUCGUGUGCUCGCGCGUUGCGUCAUGCGAACGCACCGUCAUGAAAUUGUCAAACGUCAAUGUGCUUGUGUCUCUCCGUCCUCAUCGUGUUCAAGCCUUCAACCAUGGGUGA